GAGCGCCGGCGCCACCGCCCUCUCGACGAAGUAGAGAGAGAGAGAGCAGGGCAGGUCCCCUCCUCGAAACCCUAGCGAAGCAGCAAGCGCGGGGAUGGCGAAGAAGCUCGGGAAGAAGGCUCGCAAGUUCGCGCGCAAGCACCUCCAGUCCGCCGCCAAGCGCAACCGCAAGCAACGCUCCCAGUUCGUCCGCCGCCCUCGCAGAGGUGGUGGCGGCCGCGGGGACGACCGCUCCGGCGGCGAUGGCGAUGAGGAGAUGCCGCGGCGAGCAGAGCAUAACGUCAUGAACAAUGAUGAUGCUGAAACUUUGGUUAGUGGCCUAGAGUUUCCAGAAGAUGAAGGUGAAUUAAACAGUGAUCUGUCUGAUAGUGAUGGUUAUCUUUCAGAGGACUCUGAGUGUCCGUAUUAUUCUGACAGUGAGGGUGACAAUGUUGUCAGUGAUUCUGUGGUCCAAGAUGGCUUAGAUGGAGAGAAUGACAAGAUGAAUACAGAGAUAAAAAAACAAAAGAAGAAGUUGAACAAGUUGAUGGAUAAGGACCCUAAGUUUGCAAACUACCUUGAAAAAUGGCAAUCAGAGUUGAAGAGCUACAGAAGUAAAGAAGAUUCCGAUGAUGAUGAGAUGGACUCUGUGGAUAGUGAUGCUGACUUUAGUGAUAAAAUUCCUCCAAAUGAUAAGAUACUGACAAGGAAGACUAUAAGUGAAUGGUGCCAGUUAGUUGCAAAGGAACCUAAAGCACCUUCUCUACGUAGCCUGUUAAAUGCCUACCGGGAUGCUUGUCGAUUUGGUGUUAAUUCCAAGAGCCCUUCGGUGCAGAGAAUUCGAAGUACUGAAGUGUUCUAUCACAUAAUAACAUUUGUUCUUUCUGAAGCAGAUAACAUUUUCCGUGCUCUCUUAGAAAUAUCUGAUGAUGUGAACAAAGGCAAAAUUAUGAAUCUGAGAAGUGCAAAGAAAUGGCAAACUAUUGAACCACUCAUAAAGUCUUACUUACAGAAUUCUCUAGAUCUCCUUAGUCAACUUACUGACAACCAAAUACUUGCAUUUGUCUUGACUCGACUGAGAGCAUCUGCCGUUCUUUUUUCUGCAUAUCCAUCAGCGUCAAGGAGACUCCUCAAGAUAUUGAUUCGCUUGUGGGCAAGUGGGGAUCAUGACUUGUCUCUGUCCUCAUUUCUUAUGAUCCGAGAAGUGUCUUCGCUGUUACCAGAAUCUUUGGAUCUUUGCUUAAACAAAUCUUAUAAUGCAUACCUUGCUAGUUCCAAGCUUGUGAAUGACCGAAAUAUACAUCAUAUUGAUUUUUUGACGGACUGUCUAGUGGAGCUCUAUUCUCUCGAUGUUCAAAAAUCAUGUGAGAGGGCAACUACCUCUAUAGAGCAGCUGAAUGCUAUUCUUAGGCAGGCUUCUAAAACAAAAGAAAAGGAAGACCUCAGGAAGGUAGAUAACUGGCAAUAUAUUAACUGUGUAAACCUAUGGGUUAGGUUUCUUCGUUGUAACUACAAGGACUACAAUAUGCACCCAUUACUUUCUUCAGUGGUUCAAAUAAUAAGAGGAGUGGCUCACUUAUUCCCAGGCACACGUUACUUACCAUUGAGGCUGAGGCUUGUGCAGAUGCUGAAUGAGCUUUCUGGUUGCAGCCAGAUGUUCUUUCCAAUUCCAUCUUUGUUAUUUGAUUGCCUAGAAUUUGGUGAUAUCUCUCAAAAAGAACAAGGACAAAAAGCAAAGGUCAACUUUUCCUCACUAUUGAAGGUGCCAAAGAACCUGCUGAAGUCAAGAGACUUCCACGAGGAGUGCAUUCUUUCAGCUAUUGAUGUUCUGUCUUCACAUUUUGCCCAGUGGUGCUAUCAUGUCUCUUUUCCAGAAGUUGCCACCAUUCCACUCAUCCUCCUGAAAAGAUUACAUGAGCAGACAACAAUUGAAUCACUUCGUCGUCCUAUUAAACGACUGAUAGACCAGGUGGAUGAGAACAAGAACUUGGUAGAAAGGAAGAGAGACGGCGUCUCUUUUUCACCAAAUGAUAAGACAUCAGUUGAGAGCUUCGUUCAGGACCUUCAGGCAGACAAGAGCAGUGGAAAAAUUUCACAGUUUUACAAAAACGUACCAAAAAAGUUUUUAAGGUAAAGACAAUUUUGAUUUGACAAAAUCAUUAUCAGUGGCCUGCAUCCAAACAUCCCCUGUUAUUUGCAUGUAAAAAAGAGGUGCUAUGAAUGCGAACACACUUUUUUGGCUACCAGGAGUAUGCCAUGAGCACGAAUGUUGUGACUUCUAUCGGUCAACUUAUUUUUGUCCAGGAGGUAUUCAUGAAUGAGUUGGUUACCUUAUGACAUUGCUCUUGAGUUAAAACAGGUCAAUGAGCAUUUGCUGAGCAAAGUUUUGAGUGUGGAUGUUACCGUUUGUUGAUGCAUUUGGCAAUGAGCCUCUUGCGUAGCAAAAUUUUGAGCGUGGAUGUUACUAUUUGUUGAUGCAUUACUGUAGAGGGCGAGUAUGUUCUUUAAAAGUGAUAUGGUAUUCCAUAUUUGUACUACAUGACUUCUGAUUUGCUACUGCUAAUUGUUUGAUUAGAGCAUUUCAGGUUCUCUUUAGGUAGAUCUACUAGGACAUUGGAAUGAUGUUACUGUCUAUUUGAAUUGAUUGGCUGUACUAUCCACAUUUCAAGUCUUCUGCUGUACUGUGGUGGGUUUUGCAAAAUUUUAUGCCAACUCUGAAGGGAUGAAGAGUGGCUGUUAGCGUCACAUUCACACGGUCAUUUCUGGUGUAAUAACUGCCUAUUCUCUCACCUAUGGGAAGUCGGGGGUUGUUUGGAGGAUGGUCACAAUUUGCCUCCCCUCGUCACAACUCAUGUUAGAUAGAGUUGACUAAAUUAGCAAUAUGUUUGGUUCAUAGCCACAUUUAUGGAAGUUUAUCUUUUCCAUCUUAUUGGCCACAUAUUUCAA
Oryza brachyantha (malo sina) is the source of this 2925-nucleotide messenger RNA. Its product is annotated as nucleolar complex protein 2 homolog. NCBI's taxonomy places the organism in Eukaryota, Viridiplantae, Streptophyta, Magnoliopsida, Poales, Poaceae. Gene Ontology annotation, cellular component: Noc1p-Noc2p complex; nucleolus; Noc2p-Noc3p complex. The record is from RefSeq and is a predicted model, not a curated record. The coding region runs from base 95 to 2113 and encodes 672 amino acids. Gene Ontology annotation, biological process: ribosomal large subunit biogenesis. The transcript has 12 exons.